AUGGCGGUGCCGGCUCGGACCUGCGGCGCCUCUCGGCCCGGCCCGGCGCGGACCGCGCUCCGCUGGCCCGACCGCGGCUCGCGGCCCGGCCUCAGCGCCCGGCGGCCGGCGGCCCGGCCCCCGCGCCCGCUGUCGCUGCUACUGCCGCUGCUGCUGCUGCUCCCGCUGCUCGCUGCCCCCGGCGCCUCUGCCUACAGCUUUCCUCAGCAGCACACGAUGCAGCACUGGGCCCGGCGCCUGGAGCAGGAGAUCGAUGGUGUGAUGCGGAUCUUUGGGGGUGUGCAGCAGCUCCGUGAGAUCUACAAAGACAACAGGAAUCUGUUUGAGGUGCAGGAGAAUGAGCCUCAGAAGUUGGUGGAGAAGGUGGCGGGGGACAUCGAGAGCCUGCUGGACAGGAAGGUGCAGGCCCUGAAGAGAUUGGCUGAUGCUGCAGAGAACUUCCAGAAAGCCCACCGCUGGCAGGACAACAUCAAGGAGGAAGACAUCGUGUACUAUGACGCCAAGGCCGACGCUGAGCUGGACGACCCUGAGAGUGAGGAUGUGGAAAGGGGGUCCAAGGCCAGCACCCUACGGCUGGACUUCAUUGAGGACUCAAACUUCAAGAACAAGGUCAACUAUUCAUACACGGCUGUGCAGAUCCCCACGGACAUCUACAAAGGCUCCACCGUCAUCCUCAAUGAGCUCAACUGGACGGAGGCCCUGGAGAAUGUGUUCAUCGAGAACCGCAGGCAGGACCCCACACUCCUGUGGCAGGUCUUCGGCAGUGCCACGGGAGUCACUCGCUACUAUCCAGCCACCCCAUGGCGAGCCCCCAAGAAAAUCGACCUGUACGAUGUCCGGAGGAGACCCUGGUAUAUCCAGGGGGCCUCAUCCCCCAAGGACAUGGUCAUCAUCGUGGAUGUGAGUGGCAGCGUGAGCGGGUUGACCCUGAAGCUGAUGAAGACAUCUGUCUGUGAGAUGCUGGACACGCUCUCCGAUGAUGACUAUGUGAACGUGGCCUCGUUCAACGAAAAGGCACAGCCUGUGUCAUGCUUCACACACCUGGUUCAGGCCAACGUGCGUAACAAGAAGGUGUUCAAGGAAGCUGUGCAGGGCAUGGUGGCCAAGGGCACCACAGGCUACAAGGCCGGCUUUGAGUAUGCCUUCGAUCAGCUGCAGAAUUCCAACAUCACUCGUGCCAACUGCAAUAAGAUGAUCAUGAUGUUCACGGACGGCGGUGAGGACCGCGUACAGGACGUCUUUGAGAAGUACAAUUGGCCCAACCGGACGGUGCGCGUGUUCACUUUCUCCGUGGGGCAGCACAACUACGACGUCACGCCCCUGCAGUGGAUGGCCUGCACCAACAAAGGUUACUAUUUUGAGAUCCCUUCCAUCGGUGCCAUUCGCAUCAACACGCAGGAAUAUCUAGAUGUAUUGGGCAGGCCCAUGGUGCUGGCGGGCAAGGAGGCCAAGCAGGUUCAAUGGACCAACGUAUACGAGGACGCACUGGGGCUGGGGUUGGUGGUGACAGGGACCCUCCCUGUUUUCAACCUGACGCAGGAUGGCCCUGGGGAAAAGAAGAACCAGCUGAUCCUGGGAGUGAUGGGCAUCGACGUGGCUCUGAAUGACAUCAAGAGGCUGACUCCCAACUACACGCUUGGAGCCAACGGCUACGUGUUUGCCAUUGACCUGAAUGGCUACGUGUUGCUGCACCCCAAUCUCAAGCCCCAGACCACCAACUUCCGGGAGCCAGUGACCCUGGACUUCCUGGAUGCAGAGCUGGAGGAUGAGAACAAGGAGGAGAUCCGUCGGAGCAUGAUCGAUGGCAACAAGGGCCACAAACAGAUCAGAACACUGGUCAAGUCCUUGGAUGAGAGGUAUAUAGACGAGGUGAUGCGGAACUACACCUGGGUGCCUAUAAGGAGCACCAACUACAGCCUAGGGCUAGUGCUCCCGCCCUACAGCACCUUCUACCUCCAAGCCAACCUCAGUGACCAGAUCCUGCAGGUCAAGUAUUUUGAGUUCCUGCUCCCCAGCAGCUUUGAGUCUGAAGGACAUGUUUUCAUUGCUCCCAGAGAGUAUUGCAAGGAACUGAAUGCCUCAGACAACAACACCGAGUUCCUGAAGAACUUCAUUGAGCUCAUGGAGAAAGUGACUCCAGACUCCAAGCAGUGCAACAACUUCCUUCUGCACAACCUGAUCUUGGACACGGGCAUCACACAGCAGCUGGUGGAGCGCGUGUGGCGGGACCAGGAUCUCAACACGUACAGCCUUCUGGCCGUGUUCGCCGCCACUGAUGGCGGCAUCACUCGCGUAUUCCCCAACAAGGCAGCUGAGGACUGGACAGAGACCCCUGAGCCCUUCAAUGCCAGCUUCUACCGCCGCAGCCUGGAUAACCAUGGCUAUGUCUUCAAGCCCCCACAGCAGGAUGCCCGGUUAAGGCCGCUGGAGCUGGAGAAUGACACGGUGGGCAUCCUCGUCAGCACGGCUGUGGAGCUCAGCCUAGGUGGACGCACACUGAGGCCAGCAGUGGUAGGCGUUAAGCUGGACCUGGAGGCCUGGGCUGAGAAGUUCAAGGUGCUAGCCAGCAACCGUACCCACCAGGACCAGCCUCAGAAGCAGUGCGGCCCCAACAGCCACUGUGAGAUGGACUGCGAAGUUAACAACGAGGACCUGCUCUGUGUCCUCAUCGAUGAUGGGGGGUUCCUGGUGCUGUCAAACCAGAACCAUCAGUGGGACCAGGUGGGCAGAUUCUUCAGUGAGGUGGAUGCCAACCUGAUGCUGGCACUCUACAAUAACUCCUUCUACACCCGCAAGGAGUCCUACGACUAUCAGGCGGCCUGUGCCCCCCUGCCCCCGGGCAACCUGGGUGCCGCACCCCGGGGCAUCUUUGUGCCCACCAUUGCAGACUUCCUUAACCUAGCCUGGUGGACCUCUGCUGCGGCUUGGUCUUUGUUCCAGCAACUUCUCUAUGGUCUCAUCUACCACAGCUGGUUCCAGGCAGACCCCGCAGAGGCCGAGGGGAACCCCGAGGUGCGCGAGAGCAGCUGCGUCAUGAAACAGACCCAGUACUACUUCGGUUCGGUGAACGCCUCCUACAACGCUAUCAUCGACUGCGGAAACUGCUCCAGGCUCUUCCACGCGCAGAGACUCACCAACACCAAUCUUCUCUUCGUGGUGGCCGAGAAGCCGCUGUGCAGCCAGUGUGAGGCUGGCCGGCUGCUGCAGAAGGAGACACACUGUAUCCUUCCCGCGCUGCUCCCCGGCCCCUCCCGCCCAGCGCGUUCCCUCCGUGCCGCCGCCCCCUUGACUCCCCACCCAUGCCCAGCGGACGGCCCGGAGCAGUGUGAACUGGUGCAGAGACCGCGAUACCGGAGAGGCCCACACAUCUGCUUCGACUACAACGCCACGGAAGAUACCUCAGACUGCGGCCGCGGAGCCUCUUUCCCACCGUCGUUGGGCGUCCUGGUGUCCCUGCAGCUGCUGCUCCUCCUGAGCCUGCCUCCCCGGCCGCAGCCUCAAGUCCACGCCCACCCUUCUCGCCGCCUCUGAGUGCCCCCUCCCCCCACCAGGCCUCCCCGCCGCUCCCCUGCUCCCUCGCCCCACACUUCCCGCCUUAGAGCCUCGCGCCCCUCCCACUGAAGGACCUGAGUGCGCCUGGCCCCGAGAAUCUGCGCCUUGGAGUGGGGGGGGGGGCGGUCCCGAAGGAGGGCGCCGCAGGUCUUUGGCCCCCAAGCCACGUCUGGCUGCUGAACUGUCAGAGUGUCCCCAGACCCCUCAUUCCCACUGGACUCACCCACCCCGGAGGGCUGGGCCAGGGAGGCCACAGUACUGGUGCCAAACCAGGCCUCCACUGCUCGCCCUGCCCCGAGGCUCCCUUUGUGUGGGAGACCUAGGCCUUGCCCCAGCUGGACUCCUCUAACCUGGCCCUUCUGCCCCACCCAGGACUAAAUCUGGAAAUAAUGGAGGAAAUUGAGAUGGGCAGUUCGAGGCCUGUGCAUCCCAGCUUAAGUCCUGGCAGGAGAGAGGUCCUGGGGCAGCCCCCAAUGAGCUCCUGCCUCUCUCAGGCCUACAGCCGCCUCUCCCUCCCCAAGCCCGGCAGGUGGCAGGACAGUGACAGUGACACCGGCUAAGACUCAACCCCAUACACACCUGGAGCCCUGAGGGCAGAAACUGGACUCGGACAUACCCAGGAGGGCACACACACAAACACAGAUGUGCACAGACACACACACCCUGGGGUGGGGUGAGG
Molecule: messenger RNA, 4231 nt
Organism: Balaenoptera ricei (Rice's whale)
Lineage: Eukaryota; Metazoa; Chordata; Mammalia; Artiodactyla; Balaenopteridae
Gene: CACNA2D2
Product: calcium voltage-gated channel auxiliary subunit alpha2delta 2
Exons: 37
Coding region: 1-3531 (1176 amino acids)
Cellular component (GO): voltage-gated calcium channel complex
Molecular function (GO): voltage-gated calcium channel activity
Source: RefSeq, a predicted model, not a curated record